Molecule: messenger RNA, 502 nt
Organism: Phanerochaete carnosa HHB-10118-sp
Lineage: Eukaryota; Fungi; Basidiomycota; Agaricomycetes; Polyporales; Phanerochaetaceae
Exons: 2
Source: RefSeq, a predicted model, not a curated record
GCGGUCUCGUGAAUCAAUCACACGCCUUCCAGCUGUGAUAUCCUGCUACGCUUCCGUAGCAAGGAUGACAUCGUGGUGAGCCUCCUUGCUCCUCGGCUACAACCACCGUUCUGGCCCCAGCCUCUAGAUCUCUGCCAGGCGGCGGGUCGAGCAUGCAGAGGGGCAUCUCUGGGAGAGAGGGCGUGAUCGACAGGCUAUGGCUGGAGCAAGCUGAUAUCGGAGAGUCUGCUCUUCGACACGGGAAGAGGGGCCUCAGUGGUCAUUAUCAUCCUUCCUAGUUGCGUCGUUGGUGACUCCACAGAACCUGCUAUGGCAAGCACCGACCACGUCCUCUGGCACAUGGUCAAGGGCUGCAUCGAAAUGGGCCGAGCUUCAGACACCCACGAUACCGUCGACAGCGCUCUCGUCCCCCAUGCCGCCUGCUCGGCCGCUCCCGCAGCGCUCCACCUCCGCGCGACCACCUUGACGUGACCAUCUCGGCGUGGCGGCCUGCCUGCCUACC